Molecule: messenger RNA, 2941 nt
Organism: Folsomia candida
Lineage: Eukaryota; Metazoa; Arthropoda; Collembola; Entomobryomorpha; Isotomidae
Product: histone-lysine N-methyltransferase EHMT2
Exons: 9
Coding region: 302-2554 (750 amino acids)
Cellular component (GO): nucleus
Molecular function (GO): p53 binding; protein-lysine N-methyltransferase activity; zinc ion binding
Source: RefSeq, a predicted model, not a curated record
AAAAAUAACGAAAUUAACCGGCCGGUCUUCUCCCACCACUCAUCUCUGCAGUCUCAGAGUCUCACUUCAUUAUUUUUAUCAUAUGUUGUUGCAAAUUCGAGUCCUUCGAAAAAAAAUCUAUAAAAAAUUAAUUUUUAUUGUCACAUCAUAAUUUUAAUUUUUAAUAUAGCGAGCAGGGUUUCGAAAAGCUGAGUCUUGGGCACCUUUUAUUUUCAAGUUUUGCUAUAACUGAAUAGAGCAUUUUAAAUUGAAAUAUUUGAUUCUUUUGCUCGUUAAAUAACAUUAAAUAAAAACAUUAAAUAUGAUUCGAACGGAGCAGACUAAUCAUAAUGUUGAGGGUCAAAGCGAGAGAAGGGACGAUGAUUCUUCUGCUCGAACGAGUAAACGAGUUAGGAGAAUUUCGACAAAGUUAUUGAUCGAUUGCGGCGAGGAUGUGGACUGGACACCGUUGGGUCAGGCUGGGGUGACGAACAGUGACGUUCUCAAGGAGUCAGAGGAGUUAAACUUGCCGAAAUUAGCCAUGGAGGAGGAGUCUAAUGGGUCAUCGUCAUCCUUGAAGAGGAAACGCACCGAUGGACAAGCCAGACGACGACAAAGUUCAAAAUGCAAGGAUCUUUGGACGGGCCGAGAUACACGUUCACUGCCCCUGGUCAAAACUCCCCUGGCCUUGAAUCAGCAGAACAAUAAAAAAGUCAGUGUCGUCAAGCCCCGCACAUCGUCUCUUCCCGAUAAAUCCAUUGUCCUCUCUGAACAACAGUGUGUCACUAAACCGGUGGAAUUACAAUUUGGGCCAAGCAACCCUCGCUCUUCAAACUUGAGUACAAUUAUUAAACAUAAUCAAAAUCUAACCUCAAAGCAACUCGGCCAGCAGAUCGGAAAUGAAUUAAUUGAAACGGAAGACAGUUGUGACGAUGUGACUCGAAUUACAGCAUUUCUUGAAGCUGGAGCUGACGUCAAUACGUGUAUUGCAAACACAAUGGGGUUGACGCUACUUAUGAAAGCAGUGGAAUUAAGGAGCUUGAAUCUAGUACACACUCUGUGUAGCUAUAAAGCUAAAUUAAAUCUCCGGGACAAGUUUGGGUGCACUGCGCUAAUGUUGGCAGCGGCUUAUGACAAGUCAGAAAUUGUCCGAUAUUUGGUGGGGGUAGGAGCAGAUCCGUAUGUCAAGAUGAGCCGUAAUGGAAUGACCUGUCUGCACAUGAUGGCAAAAGAUGAUAACGUGUUGGGAGCCAAAGCUCUGGAUUUGCCGAAAUGCUUGGACCUAUUGGAAGUUCAAGAUGCCAAAAAAUGCACACCUCUGGCGACGGCGUGCCGGUUUAACUCAAAUCGCAUGGUGACGUUCCUGGCAGAAUUGAUUUCUCAGAUGUCUCUGAAUAAAAUCGUAUCCAUUGUGGACAGUUAUGGAGGAACUGCCUUACACUGGGGAGCAUUUAAGGGGAACGUGGAGGUCAUGAUGACUUUGAUAGGUCUUGGAGCUGAUACUAACGCCCAGGAUAAUGACGGAAACACUCCAAUGCACAUCGUUGUAUCUACUAUUCAGUUUCGGCCUAUACAAAUGUUAGAAGUCUUGCUUACUGCUGGGGCCGAACCAUCAAUUCGCAAUGCCGAAGGAAAAUCUGUUAUUGACAUGUGUCCCUCUGAUUUACGGAAAACUCUGAACAAAUUACGGACUAAUGUCAGGCUCUUCAGAAAUUUCAUGGACUCCCCAAGCUUAUUUAUCCUUGAGGACCUCUCUCUCGGCUAUGAAAGGAGAUUUGCUAUUCCCUGCGUGAACCAUUUCGAUUCGGCGACCCUCGCAUAUGGAAAAGACUUCAGCUACAUUACAGAGCCCAUCUAUCCCUCCAACCCCCGUUUAAAAACUCCCCACCGCUGUGACUGUUCCAAAACAGGGUGUGAAUCUGGUUCCCUUGAAAAGUGCAGUCAUUACGAAAUCGCCCCAGGUACCAACGGAGUUAGACUUUGUUACGAAGCGAGUGGCCGUGUCCUGCUGCCAGAACAACGAACAUCUUUGCCCGUGGAUGAUUUCGAAUUGUACGAAUGUGGAAAAUUAUGCCCUUGCAAUGCCAAAAAGUGUCAGAAUCGCGUCGUACAGAAAGGACUAUCGAAACAAUUGCAAGUUUUUCGGACAGGCGCGACUGCUUCAAAAGGAUGGGGAGUUCGCACGUUGCAAAAUAUUGUACGAAAUGAAUUUGUUAGCGAACUAGCCGGAGAAAUCUUUUCUGCAGAUUAUUUCAAGACCUCAAACAGGAUGAAGAGUGAUAAGUCAUUUCUCUAUCAAUUCAAGAUUGACUCGGAGUCAGAAAUGUACAUCGAUUGUGGAAAGUUUGGAAACGUGUCGAGAUUUAUAAACCACUCUUGUGACCCGAACCUGUUUCCCGUGAAAGUAUUUGUAAAUUCUGUUGCACCGAGACUCGCUUUUUUUGCAAAAACUGACAUCUUAUCAAAGCAAGAAUUGACAUUCGACUACACAAUGCUCCAUUCUCAGUUCCAAACUGUGGAACACUUUCCAUUCAGAUGUGAAUGCAAAAGCUUAAAUUGUAAGGAUACCGCAUAGGAAUCAAUUCGAGCAGCAUUUAUCUCCUGAUUUUAUAAAAUGCCACCACGCUUUUUAUGACGUUUUUUGUUCUAUUGAUUUUUUGUUAUGCUUCGUUCAUAUCUUUUAUGAGGGGUAUAUUGGAUUUUUCACAUACUAAGUAUUUAACUGUUUUAGAGAUUAUGAAAUAUGAUUCUCGUUAAAAGUGUAAUAGAGUUUUUUUAGUCAGUUUUUUCAGUCAUCCAUACACGUUACGUAUUUAUGUAUUAAACCUACGCUCAUACCGGUUGUGGUUGUAUUAUGCAGGAUUUUCCUAAUGUUGUGCGAGUACCUCAUUUUAUGUUCCUCUCUAGAUUGGAAAAAAUGUUUUGACCUAAUCAAUUUGAAUAAGAAAAUCGUUAUAUAAAA